This is a messenger RNA of Aureococcus anophagefferens, 495 nucleotides long. RefSeq lists its product as hypothetical. NCBI's taxonomy places the organism in Eukaryota, Pelagophyceae, Pelagomonadales, Pelagomonadaceae. The record is from RefSeq and is a predicted model, not a curated record. The transcript has a single exon. Gene Ontology annotation, molecular function: S-adenosyl-L-methionine transmembrane transporter activity. The annotation marks the transcript as partial. Gene Ontology annotation, cellular component: mitochondrial inner membrane.
AUGGCCGGCACCUACCCGACCCUCGGCGCGGCGCUCCGGGGCGUCGGCGCGCGGAACCUCUGGCCCCGCGCGACGUGGGUCGCCGCGCUCGCGGCCAAGGUGCCCGCGUACAGCCUCAACUGGGUCGCGUACCAGCGCCUGCGGCGCGCGGAGCUGCGGCGCACGCGCGGCCGGACGCCGACGCCCGCGCGCGACGUGUUCCUGGGCGCGUGCGCGGCGUCGAUCUCCGUCUGCGUCAUGAUCCCGCUCGACACGGUCAAGGUGCGCAUGACGACGGGCAACCUGGGCCUGCCCUACGCGCACGUCGGCGAGGCCAUCGGGACCAUGCUCCGCACCGAGGGCGUGCUCGCCUUCUACCGGGGCCUGCCGCCGCGGCUCCUGUCCGUCGUGCCCAUGACCGCGCUCCAGUUCGCGGCCUACGAGUUCGGCAAGCGCGCGAUCCCGCGCCUCGAGGCCGACGCGGCGGCGACGUGGGCGCGCCUCACGGGCAAGGUG